AUGUUCAUAUUGUAUGGAAAUAUUAUCGAACGUGUUACUGCAUUAUUUUUCUUAGUAGAAAACUUGCUUCCUGAAAGGUUUGAUUUCGCGGUAUCGUGGUGCCUGGAGGUCUUGGUUUAUGUGGGGCAUCCUGGUGGAUGGCAAGCAACCCUGACAAGGUACGAAGUGAAUAUAAAUCAUUCUCAGGGUAAAGUGCUGCCUAGUGUAAGAGUUUCAGAUCCAGGUCUUCUACUUAAACCUGACGAACCAAAUUUGAUUAUAAUGGCAAAACCAGUAGGUGGCCCUAAUAAGAAAGAUCAGCAUGCAGGGAUGGAUGAGGACUAAUUUUGUGUGUAUGACAAUUGACUAUCUUUGCUUGUAUUGCUCUAUGUUAGGGAUCUUUUGUUCCAUUUUAGUAACAAUUUUGUUUAGGAGAAAAAGAAAUAUAUUGCAGUUCAUGCUUUGUA
Messenger RNA from Prunus persica (peach), 446 nucleotides. RefSeq lists its product as uncharacterized. Lineage: Eukaryota; Viridiplantae; Streptophyta; Magnoliopsida; Rosales; Rosaceae. The record is from RefSeq and is a predicted model, not a curated record. The transcript has 4 exons. The coding region runs from base 1 to 324 and encodes 107 amino acids.